Messenger RNA from Anopheles coustani, 1086 nucleotides. RefSeq lists its product as uncharacterized. The record is from RefSeq and is a predicted model, not a curated record. NCBI's taxonomy places the organism in Eukaryota, Metazoa, Arthropoda, Insecta, Diptera, Culicidae. The transcript is spliced from 3 exons. The coding region runs from base 1 to 1086 and encodes 361 amino acids.
AUGAGCAAAGGCUGGAAAAUCAGUGACGUGAUGGAGGAAACAAAAAUGCCGGAGAUGGUGGUGGAGUGUCUGGUGGAUAAAGACGAUCGGAAAGUGUCGGAUGAGUGGCUUUCGGGGUCUUGGCCGUUGAAACCGUUCGACGAAGCAGUACGCACGAACAAGCGUAAGGCGGAAUGGAUCAGGUUCCGGAACCAAUUUGAGAGGAUUGUGGAAUGCAAAACGCCAGUGGAUCCAAAAACCCGCGUAGCUGGGUUGAAGAUAUUUGCGGGCAGCUACCUAUUGAGCAUUAUCGAAAUGCAGCAGAAUAGUUUGGCGAUGACUACGGACAUCUACAGCGAUACGCUACAGGAGAUUCGUACGAAUCCCUCGCGUAUCUGUUUAGACCAGUUUUUUAACUAUAAGAAAACGUUUAGCAUUGUGCUGCUUGGAAUAGUGGACGCUAAUUACAAUUUCAUUUUUGCUGACGUUGGGUGCCAGGGGCGAAUUAGUGACGGCGGGGUUUUUACAAACAGUCCUAUUUACGCUAGACUAGAACGCCGGGAGCUAAAUAUUCCAGCCCCCGAAAUUCUUCAACCUCCAUACAAGAUGGAGGUGCCAUAUUACUUACUGGGAGACCAAGCCUUUGCAAUGAAAGAAUAUUGUCUUCGGCCAUAUGGAGGGAUGCACGCCGCAGACUCCAUAGAACGUAAUUUCAAUUAUAGGCAUUCGCGAGCGCGUCGUGUAGUCGAAAAUGCAUUUGGUAUUGCCGUGAAGGUUUGGCGUGUUUUAUCGAAGCCAAUUGAACUUGAACCCCACGUGGCGGAAAAGGUGGUAAUGGCAACGAUUCAUUUGCAUAACUUCCGACGACGGCAUCUAUUGUAUAAUUAUACAUCAGCUAUCCAUCUGCCCUCGACUAGAAGUACAGAAUCUAGUUCUGCUGCUCCAAACGAAAAUAGCGAUGAGGAACUACCUUCUUCGAUGUUGUCGCUGCCGGCUAUUCCUCUAAGGCCUACAAGAGCUUUGCAAAAUAUGCGAUCGCACUUAGCGCAACAUUUUAAGGCCAAUGAUCCGUUACCAUUUUCCCUUCCGCAUCCUCAAAGACAAUAA